AUGUUCAGUCGCAAGCUGGAGCGGAUGCAUCGUCCGCCCGCAGACAUAUCAAAAUAUGAUAAUGAGCCGUACAUGCAAAAUCCUUUGCUCAAGUUUCGUAUUUCUGAUGUACACGAAAGACGCCAUUACACCUUUCUCAAGCAAAAGGCGGCCGAUAUCAAAGUUAAGAUAGCCAGAAAUCAUUGGCAACCGGAGCCGGACAUGCGUCUGCUGCCACAAUCGCAUUACGUCGAUAACUUGCGCCGUGAAGUACGUAAGAUUGUGGUGCCUCCCAUGCUGCGCAAGACCGAGGCCAAGAUCCUGAGUUUUGCUUCAGAACGCCUGAAACGAAAGUAUCCGGAGCUCGUAAGUGAAUAUAUGAAGGAAGUGCACAAUGAGUACGAUAGACUGAUGAAAAUCUAUAGCAUGAAGAACAUACUGCUGCAUCCAGAGUUCUCUGACGAAGAUCCCACAGCGUUUGAUUUGCCGCGUACCGACUAUCGCUUCAAGUUGCCUGGACGUACGGCCAAUUAUAAGACCUAUCUGGAGAAUCGACGAAAAAUCGCGCAAAAGCUGCUUAUACUUCAGAUGCCCAUGCGGGUUAUCUUGAGCAUAUCGGUAGCUGAAUUGCCGAAAUUCGCUUGCGAAUUCAAUUACACUAGCAGUAUGGGCGGUCAGCAACAGCAGCUUGGGUUGGGAGGGCGCGAGGUGCUCUCCUAUAAAUUUUAUCGCAAGUUUAUUCAAAACCAGCUGGAUAAAGUCAGCACUUUUCUUCGCUGGAAUUGGUAUACAAAGUUGGGUUUGGUGCUACGUAAAAUGAUGCGAAAGCGUGUGAUGCCCUCGUAUAUGUGGAAGCGCGCAUAUCCAGCACUGGAGGGUCUGAUGAAUCGCGAGUUGAACAAUUUGAAAAUACGGACAUUCGAGGAAAUGUUCCGUAUUUGCGGUAGCACACGUACAAUGCCAGUGUUUCGCAUGGCAUUGGAAUUUAGUGAAAUUACCGCUGACCUCGAUAUACGUCCGAAUAUUUAUAACAUAUUGCGAACUUUUGCUGAAAUCGCCACGGAAAUUUCUAUGCUUGGCUACCGCAUGGAGGCCCUGCAGUCACAAGUAGAUGCAUCGGCAUUAUACACACAAAGUAACGAUUAUCUAAAAAUCGAAAUGAAUGAAAACUACCUCAGGGAGGUUAUUAAUAAGGUUCAGAAUAUUAUAAUUAAAACAUACAGCCAGCUAACCGAAUACAUUGAGCAAUAUCGUACUAAAUAUUUCAAGCUAUACUCGUCGGAUGAACGGGAUGAGCUGACUCUCUUCUUGGAGGAACCGCACAAAUUUGAGGAGUAUUUUGAACGGAUCGAUGUUUAUUACGAGUUUAUCAAUAUGCUACGCAGCGAACCCCAAACAGACUACUUUGAGAUUGCUGUUAUAAGUAAUGAACCGGCCAUUGUUAGUUUACGUGGUCUGGCGGAAAGCCUGAUAGCCAUAAUAACGGAAGUCGUUGUGCGUGAGCACAUAAAGGCCGAGGAGGAGAUCUGCGAAGAGUUCGAGAAAAUUAAAUUUAGGGCUCUGGAAAUUCCCAAAUCAACGGAGGAGUUGCUUGAGAGUGCCGACUAUAUGAUCUAUGUUAAAAAGGAGAAGAUAUUUGAGCUGACAGAUCGUAUUCAGUACUGCCUACAAGUGGGCACCAAUAUCGUAGAGCUGACGGAGAUGUCUCAAUAUCACUUCGACUUAACCAUCAAAACCAUCAAUUGGAUAAAGGAUAUAAAUGAGAUAUGUGAUUAUAAUGCAUCACAGCAGGAACAUUACAAAUUCUUGUUCGAAGAGCACUUGCAAGAGGUGGUCAAGAAAUUGAACGAAGACAUUGAACAGAUUCUCCCGAAACUAGCCAUAAUUGAUGAUAUGAGUCGGCCUGAGAAGUUCCGUGAUUCCUACAUAAUAUUACAGAAUUUUAUCGAUCAGUUGAAAACUUUUGACGACUAUGUGGCCUGGAUAAACAAAGAAGAAAAAUUGUUUAAAAUAGCUCAGACCGAGUAUCCAACAUUGGAAGUAAUUAAAGGCUUCGUCUACCCAUUUGCAGAACUAAUGAAAUGCUGUAUCGAUUGGCAACGUUAUUUAAAUGUUUGGCAGGAUGGGCCAUUUGAGUAUCUAGAGCCAAAGUUUGUGGAAUCAACCACAGACAAUUAUCUGAAGGAAUUUCAAAAGAACCAGAAGUAUUAUCGCAUAAAAAUUAAACAGGAUCUUAUUGAGAAUCCUGUUUGCAAAUUUAAGGGGCAAACCGAAGAUCCUGACCCUGAAAAACACCCCGUACCACUGCGUUUAUGCACUUCGAUGAUUCAAUCAAUUAAAGAUUUUACCACGGGUGUUUUCAUUGUCAACACAAUGUGUAAUCCGGCUUUACGUAAGCGUCAUUGGAAAGAGAUGUCUGAAAUCGCCGGUUUUGAUAUAACUCCUGAUGCCGGUACUACGCUGCGUAAGAUUUUGAACGCAGGUCUUGACGAUAUAUUGGACCAGUUCGAAAUCAUUAGCAUAAGUGCAAAUAAGGAGCUUCAACUAUGGAAUAGCUUGCAGGCUAUGAUUAAGGAAUGGGAGAAUAAGGUGUUCCCAACGGGUCCUUAUAAGGAAACGGGAGUCACAAUACUUUCCAGUUUAGAUGAUAUACAGGCGCUACUUGACGAUCAUAUACUGAAGACACUUGCCAUGCGUGGAUCCGCUUUCAUGAAACCUUGUGAGGAGGAGGUGCGAGCGUGGUACGAGAAGAUCAUGAGAGUGAAUGAAACACUUGACCAAUGGGGCAAGGUACAAGCAAACUUUUUGUAUCUAUUGCCUAUAUUCUCGUCGAAAGACAUUGUAGCCCAGAUGCCGGAGGAGGGCCGGCUGUUUACUAUUGUAGAGCAGACAUAUAAUCGUAAUAUGGGCCUAGUAUUGCGUCAACCGCUGGUCAUGGAGACGGCACCUGCCGCUGGACUGCUUGAGUCUUUACAAAAAGCCAACGAAUUGUUAGAGGACAUUACAACAGGUGUAAGCAAUUAUUUGGAGAAGAAGCGACUGUUCUUUCCACGAUUUUUCUUCUUGGCCAACGACGAAAUGCUUGAAAUUUUGUCAGAAACUAAGGAUCCAUUGCGUGUGCUUCCCCAUCUGAGCAAAUGCUUCGAAGGCAUAAACAGCUUAGAGUUCGAUGAAGCGAAGAAUGUGCUGGCUAUGUACAGUAGUGACAAAGAGAAGAUCGAUUUCAUUGACGAGGUGUCGACUGCUGCGGCUGGUGGCAGUGUGGAAAAGUGGCUAAUUGGAGUGGAAGAUGAAAUGCUCAAGGCAGUGCGUAAUCAAAAUGAGCUCUCAUUCAAUCACUAUCCCAAGGUCAAGCGGCACGAGUGGGUGCUGCACUGGCCCCAGAUGGUUGUGUUGGCCAUUUCACAGGUAUUUUGGGCAUCGCGUGUUCACAGCUGCCUGCGUCGGACCUAUGGAGGCAACCAGACGGUGAUCACUAACUUCUUCCAAGACCUCACCAAGGAGCUUAACGACAUUGUAGCCCUGGUGCGAUCCACAAAAAUUAGCAAUUUAAAUCGCAUCACCAUUAAAUCGUUAAUUGUGAUCGAUGUGCAUGCAAAGGAUGUGACAGAGGAGCUGAUACGUCUGAAGAUCAACAGCGAAUACGAUUUCCAGUGGCUUGCACAAAUGCGCUACUACUGGGAGGAUUCGAAGACCCUGGUCCGUAUCAUCAAUGCUACUGUGCCAUUUGCCAACGAGUAUCUAGGCAAUUCGGAUCGUUUGGUGAUCACGCCUCUGACCGAUCGAUGCUAUCGUACACUAGUUGGCGCGUACCAGCUUCAUCUUAACGGAGCCCCAGAGGGCCCGGCGGGAACAGGCAAAACUGAGACGACAAAGGAUUUGGCGAAGGCGCUGGCCGUACAGUGUAAGGUGUUCAACUGCUCGGAUGGCUUGGAUUACAAGGCAAUGGGGAAGUUCUUCAAGGGACUUGCUUCUUGCGGUGCCUGGGCGUGUUUCGAUGAGUUCAACCGUAUUGAAUUGGAGGUGUUGUCGGUGGUAGCUCAGCAAAUCUUGCUUAUUAUACAGGCCGUGCGAGCCAACGUGACGAAGUUCAUGUUUGAGGGGACGGAACUGUUGCUCAAUCCGGCGGUAUACGUAUGUAUCACGAUGAAUCCCGGAUACGCAGGGCGCUCGGAAUUGCCGGAUAAUUUAAAGGUGCUAUUCCGUUCGGUAGCCAUGAUGGUGCCAGACUAUGCCAUGAUUGGUGAAAUAUCCCUGUAUUCGUACGGUUUUGUGGAUGCUCGCAAAUUAGCUGUGAAGAUUGUGACCACAUAUCGGCUAUGUUCAGAACAGUUGUCCAGCCAAAACCAUUAUGAUUACGGUAUGCGAGCGGUGAAAACUGUUCUCUCUGCGUGCGGCAAUAUUAAGAAACAAUUUCCUGAUGAGGUGGAAGAUAUUUUAUUGCUGCGAAGUCUAAUUGAUGUGAAUUUACCCAAAUUUCUUUCCUUCGAUGUACCACUCUUUGAGGGUAUUAUCUCGGAUAUCUUUCCCGGUAUUAAGCUGCCCUACAUUGAUUACACUCUAAUUGAAGCUGAGUUCUUACGCGUCUGCCAAGAGGAGGUGCUAGAGCCGGCGCAAAGUUUUCUUACAAAGGUAAUUCAGACAUACGAGAUGAUCAUCGUACGGCAUGGAUUCAUGUUAGUUGGUGAGCCCCUGGCGGGCAAGAGUAAAACUCUCCAAGUUUUGGCCAAGGUGAUGUCAGCUCUUAAGAUAAAGGCCCCGUCGAAGAGCAGCUACUUUCAGCACGUAGAAAUGGGAAUUAUGAACCCCAAGUCAAUAACAAUGAAUCAACUGUACGGCUCCUUUGAUCCCAUAUCGUAUGAAUGGACGGAUGGGCUCGUUGCAAAAAUCUUUCGUGAUUUUGCCAUGACUCCAACGCCGGACCGCAAAUGGGUGAUUUUUGAUGGACCUGUUGAUGCAGUGUGGAUUGAGAACAUGAAUACUGUGCUCGAUGACAACAAGAAGCUCUGUUUGACCUCCGGUGAAGUGAUCACAAUGACGCACGAAAUGUCAAUGGUGUUUGAAGUAAUGGAUCUGGCCCAAGCCUCACCUGCCACUGUUUCACGUUGCGGAAUGAUCUACAUGGAGCCCACGACCUUGGGCUGGCGCUCAUUUGCAAAUAGCUGGCUAAAAAAAGCAGACCCAAGAUGGGCGGACGAGGAGAAUAUUGAGUAUAUGAUGGCCAUGUUGAAAUGGCUGCUAGUGCCGUGUCAAACAUUUGUGCGACGAUACUGCACUCAGUAUGUUAAGCCGGGAGAGUUCAACUGCCUGAUGACUACAUUCGACCUCAUUGAUAUGCUUCUGGAUGAGGCAAUUGAGGAAAAUCCAGAAGAAUAUCAAAAGUAUAUUCAGCAAUAUAUACAAGCCUCCAUUUUGUUCGCACUCGUUUGGGGCGUUGGGGGAGUCUUGGACACGUCUUCUCGCGAAAAGUUCGAUGCUUUUUUAAGAAACAUAUAUGAUAGCGAAACAUCAGAGCCUCCAGAAUCGCUGGGAAAAAUGGAAGUUACCCCCCCAAUAGAAGGUCUCUUGGUUGACUAUGUGUACGUGUUUAAGCAGCGCGGCACUUGGCGAUAUUGGCCAGAGCUGGCCAAGCGCAUGGAUGUGGAAGAAACCAAGUCAGGAGUGAUUGUUCCUACAGUAGACACGGCACGGUAUGUGCACCUCCUAAAAAUGCAUGUUCAUCACAAGAAGCGUAUGUUGCUGGUGGGUCCUACGGGUACCGGCAAAAGCGUUUAUAUCCAAAACUACCUCAUGAAUAAGCUUGACACCGAGGUGUACGAAACAGGAUUUAUUACCUUUACGGUAAUGAUUACAGCAAACCAGACGCAAGAUCUGCUUAUUUCGAAACUGGUGAAGUGGAAACGAGGCAUUUAUGGUCCGCCCAAAGGCAUGGAGAGCGUGUUGUUCGUUGACGACAUGAAUAUGCCGGUAAAGGAGCAAUACGGCGCACAGCCUCCCUUGGAGCUACUGCGUCAAUAUUUUGAUUAUGGCCAUGUGUACGAUUUAAGGGACAGCUCCAAGAUUUAUAUAAACAACGUUCUCAUAAUGUGUGCCUGUGGUCUGCCUGGUGGAAGUCGACAGGAUGUUUAUGCACGCUUCCUCAACCACUUCCACGUGUACUCCAUUAAUACGUUUAGCGAUGACACCAUGUUCCGUAUAUUCCUGAAUGUCGCGCUAAAUGGUUUCAGGCGUUCUGGACAUGCUCAGGACGUCUAUGUAGUUACAAAUCAGAUUAUCAGCGCUACUCAGAGCAUUUACAAAAGUGUGCAAUCCGAAAUUAGAGCCACGCCCGCCAAAUCACAUUAUAUUUUCAAUCUGCGCGACAUUUCACGCGUUGUUACCGGCUGUACGUUGGUGCGAAAGGAAUCCGUAAACGACAAAAAGAUACUAGUACGCGUGUGGUACCAUGAAGCUAUGCGCGUUUUUUACGACCGACUGGUUGAUGAAACCGAUCGCAAGUGGAUGUUCGACAAGCUUAACGAAUGUCUGAAGGCCAACUUUAAGGAUAAGGUCGAGUCGAUAUUCGAUCGGUAUUGCACACAGGUGGGUGACGAGCAGGUAUUUACCAUUGAGGCGGCCAACCGUUUGUUCUUUGGUGUCUAUUUUGACGAGGACAGUGUGCCGGACGAGCGUCGCUACGAGGAAGUGCCCAGCAUGGAGGUGUUCUUUAAGCUGUCCAUGGCCAGCCUCGAUGACUACAACUCCACGCGCCGAUCUAAAAUGGAUAUCACGUUGUUUACAUUUGCGCUACAGCAUCUUAACCGCAUCUGUCGCAUUAUCUCCAUUCAGGGCGCAAGUGCCCUGCUAAUCGGUCUUGGUGGUUCGGGAAGACAGUCCCUAACCAAGUUAGCCACCAACAUGGUGCAAACAUCAUUCUUUCAGCCGGAAAUUACCAAAAGCUAUGGGCCCAACGAAUGGCAUGAUGAUGUUAAAAUUAUCCUCAAAGAGGCUGGUGGCAAUAACAAGCACACCACAUUCCUCAUGACGGAAAACCAAAUCAAAAUGGAACUGUUUCUGCAGGACAUCGAUUGUCUGUUAAAUCAGGGAGAGGUACCUAACAUCUUUCCUAUAGACGAGAAGCAGGAAGUGUUGGAAAUGGUUCGUCUGGCCGCACAGGGCGGAAAUCGCAAUAUUGACAUUUCGCCACUGCAAGUCUUCUCAUUUUUUGUGAAUCGAUGUAAACAAAAGCUGCAUAUGGUGCUUAGCUUUUCGCCCAUUGGCGACGCGUUGCGCACACGAGUUCGGCUUUAUCCAUCGCUCGUGAACUGCUGCACCAUCGAUUGGUAUGACAGUUGGCCAGAGGAGGCCCUCAUGAUGAUAGCUAAAAUGUCGCUUGUGGACGUUAAUGUUCCCUCAGAGGAAAUCAAGAUGGCUAUUGUGGACACCUGCCAAUAUUUCCACACAACCGCAGCAAAGGUCACGAGAUCCUUCUGCCAGCUUUCGAAUCGCUACAUCUAUCAGACAAAUGCCUCCUUUAUAGAACUUAUUAGAUCAUUCCAAACGUUGAUCAAGAUGAAGCAGGAGGAGACCAUGUUAGCUAAAAUGCGUUAUAUUGGAGGCCUUGAUACACUGGCCAAUGCUGCGGCAGCAAUCUCCAUAAUGCAACGUGAUCUAGCGGCUUUGCAGCCCAAAUUGGUGGCCUUGGCAGAGGCUUCGCGUAAAAUGAUGCUGGAAAUCAACACGGAAACAUUGGCAGCGAGCGCUGCUGCUGAGCAGGUGAAGCGAGAUGAGGAGGUUGCAUCAGUGCAGGCGGAGGCUGCGCAAGUGCUCAAGAACGAAUGCGAGAAAGACUUGGCUAAGGCCAUUCCUGUGCUGGAAGAUGCCUUGGCCGCGCUUAACACUCUAAAACCAGCCGACAUUACACUUGUAAAGUCGAUGAAAAAUCCGCCUCCGGUUAUUAAACUGGUUAUGGCGGCUGUUUGUGUUAUUAAAGGGCUACCACCGGAACGUAUUCCCGAUCCGUCAACCGGCAAAAUGGUCAAUGAUUACUGGGGACCCAGUAAGCGUGUACUAGGCGACAUGAACUUCCUGCCCGCUCUCAAGGAGUUUGACAAGGAUAAUAUACCGGUGGAAAUUAUGAAACGCAUACGCAAAGAAUUUAUACCAAACAAAGAUUUCGAUCCCAAGGUAGUUGCAAAAGCGUCAAGUGCAGCCAAGGGCUUGUGCCAGUGGAUUAUUGCUAUGGAUCUAUAUGAUAAUGUGGCUAAGGUUGUGGCGCCAAAGAAGGCAAAACUGGCUGCCGCCGAAAAAGAGUAUUCCGAUACCAUGAGUUUCCUGGCAGAGAAACGAGCCUUGGCCGCAGCGCUGGAGGAAAAAGUUGCCUUGCUAAACGUUGAGCUGGAUAAGGCCAAUGCCGAAAUGAAAAAGACUGAGGAUCAUGCAGAGCUCUGCCGUAAUAAGCUGUUGCGUGCGGAGGCCUUAAUCGGCGGCUUGGGGGGUGAGAAGUCCCGCUGGAACCAGGCAGCCGAAGAUUUACAGGACCUCUAUGACCACUUACCCGGUGAUGUGUUGAUCUCUUGCGGCAUCAUAGCCUAUUUGUCUGCUGUGAAUCUGCAAUUCCGCAGUGACUGCGUGCGCGAUUGGUUCAAGAAAUGUCAGACUCUGCAAAUUCCCUGUUCAAAGACCUAUUCCAUUUCGGCAGUGCUUGGGCUUGAGGUCACUAUACAGAACUGGCAACUGGAUGGGUUACCUAACGAUGAAUUCUCUAGUGAAAAUGCAAUUAUCUCGGCAAAUUCUAGCCGAUAUAGCUUGUUCAUAGAUCCCCAAGGACAAGCGAAUAACUGGCUGAAGAACAUGGAGCGCAAGAACCGCCUUAACUGUGUCAAGUUUAAUCAGGGCAACUAUAUGAAGGUCAUUGCGGAGGCCAUGGAGUACGGCACACCAAUCAUUAUUGAAAACGUACAGGAGGAACUUGAAGUGCCACUUGAUCCUAUACUGAUGCACCAGACAUUCAUUCAGGGUGGCGUAAAACACAUCAGCUUGGGUGAGAAUGUUGUGCCGGUCUCAGCAAACUUCCGGUUGUACAUGACGUGCAAUCUUCGAAAUCCGCACUUUCUACCUGAAACCUUCAAUAAGGUGACAGUUAUUAAUUUUGCACUAACACAAAACGCGCUCGAGGACCAAUUGCUUAGCAUUGUCGUAGCCAAAGAACGACCUGAUCUUCAGGAAUUGCGUAUAACGCUCACCACAGAAGCAGCGGCGAACAAAGGAGCUUUGCGCGAUGCAGAGAACAUGAUAUUGAAAACAUUGAGUUCGAGCGAAGGUGAUAUAUUGGAAAAUGAGGCGGCUAUACAGAUACUUGCCGAAUCUAAAACGCUCUCAAAAGACAUAGUGGAAAAGCAGGAGACGGCCAAGGAGACAUCUGCCAAGAUCGAGGCUUUUCGAUUAAACUAUAAGCCGGUAGCUGUGCACUCGUCUAUUCUAUAUUAUUCAAUCACUGAUCUGCCAAAUAUUGAUCCCAUGUACCAGUUCUCACUGAACUGGUAUAUAAACCUCUAUAUGUACUCCAUUGAGACAGCAAACAAAUCGAAAGAUCUGCCACGUCGCAUCAAAUUUCUCGUCGAUGGCUUUACGAAGAAUCUGUAUAGCAAUGUCUGCCGAUCUAUUUUUGAGAAGGACAAGCUACUCUUCUCCUUCAUUUUGACAGCACGAAUUCUGCUGGGCACUGGCCAGAUCGAAAUGCGUCACCUUGGUCACUUAGUCACCAAUGCGAAGGAGUCAACCAAUGUACCUCCGAAUCCCGAUCCAAGCUGGAUAACAGAGACGGUCUGGUUGAAUGUACUUCGUUUGGAGGAGUUAAGGGAGCUGCGUGGCAUUGUCGACGCCUUCAGAAAGGAUCUACCAGCUUGGCAGGCCAUUUAUGACCAUUCGUCGCCUGAGCUGCAACCUUUGCCAGCCCCAUGGCAUGAUAAGACCACUGCUUUUGAAAAGAUCAUAGUGUUAAAAGCCAUGCGACCAGACUCGGUUUUCCUGGCUGUGCGCAACUUUAUAGCGGCUACUAUAGGCGACCAAUAUGUGACACCUCCCGAAUUCGAUAUCUCAAAGUCUUACGCCGAUUCCACUGCGCUCACGCCUUUGAUUUUUAUUUUAUCACCCGGCGCUGAUCCUUUGGGCUCAUUGCUGGCAUUCGCGGAAAAAAUGGGACAGGAGGAGACAUUCCAGAGCAUAUCUUUGGGCCAGGGUCAGGGCCCAAUUGCGGCUGGAUUAAUUAAGAACGCGCAGGAAAUGGGAUAUUGGGUAUGCCUGCAGAACUGCCAUUUGGCUGCCUCGUGGAUGCCAACCUUGGAGUAUCUAUGGGAGAACAUGGAUACGUUUAAUACGACACCAAACUUUCGAAUGUGGUUGACUGCAUAUCCUACGCCUCAAUUUCCUGUAACUAUACUCCAAAAUGGUGUAAAAAUGACAAAUGAGCCCCCAACGGGACUCAGAGAGAACCUCUCGCGCUCAUACAACUCGGAACCGAUUAACGAAUAUGAAUUCUAUACCGGCUGUGCCAAACAGGAUCGCGCAUUCACGCGCCUAUUGUUUGGCAUUUGUUUCUUCCAUGCUGUUGUGCAAGAACGUCGAAAAUAUGGACCUCUGGGGUGGAACAUUGCUUACGGUUUUAAUGAGUCCGAUUUGCAAAUUUCCGUUCUACAGCUGCAUAUGCUGCUAAAUCAAUAUGAGCAUGUGCCAUAUGAGGCAAUCUCCUAUUUGACGGCCGAGUGCAAUUACGGAGGUAGAGUUACAGACAAUUGGGAUCGACGGGCUAUAGUCACAAUACUCGCGGACUAUGUUAAUCCCCAGGUGGUUGCCGAUAAUCGCUAUCGUUUUGCCACAGACGACCGCUAUAUACUGCCGCGCAAGACGGAGCAUCGGGAGAUCCUGCGGUAUUUAGAAGAAAACAUACCAUCUCUGGCCCCGCCGGAAGUUUACGGGUUGCACGCCAAUUCUGGCAUAACACGUGAUCUGCAAACAACCAAGACACUGCUAGACUCCAUGAUAUUAUUGCUGGGUAGCGAAGCCGCGGGCACCGCAGGAGCUGGAAUUAGUCCUGAGCAACAAGUACUGGAAACAAUUAAACAAAUUGAAAAUGAUAUGCCGCCUGAUAUGGACAUUGAGGCAGCAGCCGAGAAAUAUCCUGUCGACUACAAUGAGUCCAUGAAUACGGUAGUUGUUCAAGAAAUGGAAAGGUUUCUUAAGCUUCAAAAGGAAAUUCGAUCUUCUUGUCGCGACUUAGCUAUGGCCAUAAAGGGCAUUAUUGUAAUGACACCAGAACUGGAAAAUGUGAUGACGGCUAUGAAGUUCAACCGCAUUCCAAUUAAGUGGAUGUCCAAGUCAUACCCGUGCCUUAAGCCGCUGGGCUCUUACGUUCAGGAUUUGUACAAGCGACUGAACUGGCUACAUAAUUGGCAUCACCAUGGAAAACCACCCACGUUCUGGCUAUCGGGUUUCUUCUUCACCCAGGCUUUUCUCACCGGCGCCAUGCAGAAUUUUGCGCGUAAAUAUAGGAUACCCAUCGAUACGCUGACCUUUGACUAUGAGGUGCUAAAGGUAGACCACAAGUCGACACCACCUGACGAUGGUGUGUACUGCAACGGUCUCUUUUUGGAAGGUGCGCGUUGGGAGUGGCACGACAAUAUGUUAGUAGAACAGUUUCCCAAGGUUCUUAUCUACGCGAUGCCCGUCAUAUACUUUAAGCCCGUUCUCAUUCUGGAUCUGCUGGAAGGAACACGGUAUCGCUGCCCGCUCUACAAAACAGCUGAGCGCAAGGGAACACUCUCGACGACGGGUCAUUCGACAAACUAUGUGGUGCCACUGCUUUUAAAUACACACGCGAAAGCAACGCAUUGGGUGAAGCGUAGUGUUGCGCUUAUCUGCCAAACCAACGACUGAUGCGGUACACACUUUUUAUUUAUUCGUAAUAUAAUAAGUGUGUUCACGUGUGUUUGUGUUUAGGAAACAUUCUAAAUAGCAUUUGUGUUUACAUAAAUCGUGAAA
Molecule: messenger RNA, 11997 nt
Organism: Scaptodrosophila lebanonensis
Lineage: Eukaryota; Metazoa; Arthropoda; Insecta; Diptera; Drosophilidae
Gene: Dhc62B
Product: dynein heavy chain 12, axonemal
Exons: 9
Coding region: 1-11892 (3963 amino acids)
Biological process (GO): microtubule-based movement
Cellular component (GO): dynein complex
Molecular function (GO): ATP binding; dynein light intermediate chain binding; minus-end-directed microtubule motor activity
Source: RefSeq, a predicted model, not a curated record